UGGCCAUUGUACCAACCCUGGUCCUUGUACCCUUCCACCCAUACAUGUCCGCAUGGUCGGGUGUACUUUGGAUGAACAUGGUCGACAUUUCCCAAGCACAUUGUCGCCGACCUUGUCCAUCUCAUUGGCGGCAGAUCCUUACUCUACGCGGCAAGUCGGGAACAUGGGCUCUUUUUGCCGCGCUAUUGAUAUCUCGACUUUAGGUACAUACCUUACACUACUGCCAC
Messenger RNA from Neurospora tetrasperma FGSC 2508, 227 nucleotides. RefSeq lists its product as uncharacterized. The record is from RefSeq and is a predicted model, not a curated record. The coding region runs from base 45 to 203 and encodes 52 amino acids. Lineage: Eukaryota; Fungi; Ascomycota; Sordariomycetes; Sordariales; Sordariaceae. The transcript has a single exon.